Onychostruthus taczanowskii (white-rumped snowfinch) is the source of this 1939-nucleotide messenger RNA. It is a transcript of the gene B3GNT4, whose product is annotated as UDP-GlcNAc:betaGal beta-1,3-N-acetylglucosaminyltransferase 4. Lineage: Eukaryota; Metazoa; Chordata; Aves; Passeriformes; Passeridae. The record is from RefSeq and is a predicted model, not a curated record. Gene Ontology annotation, molecular function: hexosyltransferase activity. The transcript has a single exon. Bases 472 to 1590 code for a protein of 372 amino acids. Gene Ontology annotation, cellular component: membrane.
AGCUGGAGCGGGCAGGGGGCGUUGGGUGGGUGUGCGGGGUGCAGGGUGCGUGUCCGUGCUGGGGACACGCUGCCCCGGUGCCGGUGCCACCCCCCGCAUCCUCCGCCCGCGGGCGGGGCUCGGCAGCGGCGGGGCGGGGCGGGGGCGGUGGCAGCUCCCGGUGAAUCGGGGAGGGAAGGCAGCUCCCGGGGAAUCGGGAAGGGAACAGCAGCUCCCGGUGAAUCCCGGAGGAGCCUCCUCCGCAGAGCAGGGCGGGGGUUCUGCCGUGCGGGGUCACCGUGGAGCGGCGGCUCCAGCCCGGUCUGCGCGCCCCGGCGGGGCUGAGGGCUCUGGGCCGUCCUCACCGGCAGCUCCAGGUCCUGGUGAGAACCGGGGGGAAGCACCGAGACACGUCCCUGUCCCAGGUAAGGUGGGAGGGCACGGCUCGUCUUCAUCUGCCCGGCCGGGGCUGGUCCUGCGCCGGAUGCUGCCAUGUAUCCCAGGAUUAAAAGCCUUGUGCUUUACACCUUCUCAUUCACGCUGCUGGCUUGGGUGUUCUACAUGAAGAAGGAAGCGAGGUUGGCAGCAUCAUCAGCAGAGCAGAAAGUGGAUGUGGUGGAUCACAGACUGCAGCCCUCGGUUCUGGACAGCGCCGAGCACAGCAAGUGUUUGCCAAACUUGACCUUUGCCAAUUCUUCUCUCGCCCUCCCGGAGCCUCACCGAGUCUUCCUAACCUACAAGCAUUGCAGGAACUUCUCGGUCCUGCUGAGGCCUUCUAGGUGUAGCAAAGAGAUGUUCCUCCUACUGGCCAUCAAGUCUUCCCCCAUCAACGUGGACCGGCGUGUGGCCAUCAGGAACACGUGGGGGAAGGAGGUGUCCAUCGGGGGCAGGCACAUCAGGCUGGUGUUCCUCCUAGGGCGCUCCGAGACCAAAAUCCAGCUGCAGCCCCUGCACCAGCUGCUGGCCUAUGAGAGCCAGGAGUUCGAUGACAUCUUGCAGUGGGAUUUUGUUGAUGACUUCUUCAACCUGACCCUCAAGGAGCUGCAUUUCCUCCGCUGGUUCACGGAGGACUGCCGGCACGCCAGGUUCGUGCUGAAGGGCGAUGAUGACGUGUUUGUCAACACUUACAACAUCGUUGAGUUCCUCCAGGAGCUGGACCCUGAACAGGAUCUCUUUGUUGGGGACGUGAUCGCCAACGCCCGGCCCAUCAGGAACACCAAGGUCAAAUACUUCAUUCCAGAGCCCAUGUAUGAAGCCACCUUCUAUCCUCUCUAUGCAGGAGGAGGGGGAUAUGUGAUGUCCAGAGAGACAGUGCAUCGCCUCCAAAGCACCGCAGAGGACAUGGAGCUCUUCCCCAUAGAUGAUGUGUUUGUGGGAAUGUGUCUGGCAAAGAUGUCAGUGACCCCAAAGAACCACGCUGGCUUUAAGACUUUUGGGAUCCAGAGACCUUUCAAUCCUUUCGAUCCGUGCUUGUACAAAGAGCUGAUGGUUGUGCACAGACUGAACCCAACAGAGAUGUGGAUCAUGUGGACGCUGGUGAAGGAUGACAGCAUUAGGUGUGCAGUGUCGGUGACACACAGCUACAGCAGGGGCUGGAAAAGGAGCUACUGAUGAGCCCAGGGAUUGUGGCUGGUGACAGAGUACUUAAACUAAAAAUCAGGUUGUGGUAGAAACGUGUCCGUUACUAACAGACUGCACUGGAGCUGUCGUGGUUUGGUUUGCAGUGAGUCUUUUUUCUGUCAAGGGUUACUUGAAGCAGUUGACUUGUCACAGGGUGGGGCUGUGGUCAGUGGCUUCUCAGCCAGACUGUGCCAGGGGAAGUCACAAUUGCCACCUGCACUGAUGUCUGACUGCUGGCCAAAGUCAGUCUCAUGUGGGACAGCCAGCGAUGACUAAGGAGUGACAGAGCAUUUGAAAUUUACUUGAAGGCAUGGAAGAAAGGCCAGUAUGUCCUGCUAGG